GGCCCACUUGUCGAAGUUUAUUUCAAGUGACGAAGUAACACAUUGGGUGACAUAAUGAGCGGAUCCGAGCAAGAACCUGUCACUCGGCAAAUGUUGGAAGACUUGUCGUCUUGAAGUUCCUCAUUAUGCUACAUACUCUCUCAUUCUCAGCCCUCACCCUCCUCGGGUUCAUUGCUGAAGCCUAUGCUGCCAUCGGCCCGGUUGCAGACCUGCACAUUGUGAACAAGAAUCUCGCUCCAGACGGUUUUACUCGUCCAACUGUCCUUGCAGGUGGUACCUUCCCUGGUCCCCUCAUCAAGGGAAACAAGGGUGAUAACUUCAAGCUAAAUGUCAUUGACGACCUGACCGAUGCCAGAAUGCUCAAAUCUACGUCUAUCCAUUGGCAUGGGUUCUUCCAGAAGGGGACCAACUGGGCCGAUGGGCCCGCAUUCGUCACCCAAUGUCCUAUCACAACAAACAAUUCUUUCUUGUACGACUUCGACACUCCAGGUCAGGCUGGUACCUUCUGGUAUCAUAGCCAUUUGUCUACCCAGUACUGUGAUGGAUUACGUGGUCCUUUUGUCGUCUAUGAUCCCAACGAUCCCAACGCACAGCUCUACGAUGUCGACGAUGAAAGCACCGUUAUCACUCUUGCUGAUUGGUAUCAUGUUCUUGCUCAGACAGUUGUUGGUCCUGCCACUUCCGACGCGACGUUGAUUAAUGGUCUGGGGCGCUCUGCUACCGGUCCUCCUGACGCUGAUUUAGCUGUAAUCACCGUCGAACGUAAUAAACGUUAUCGGUUCCGAUUGGUCUCAAUUUCCUGUGAUCCUAACUUUGUCUUCUCAAUUGACCAUCAUCCGAUGACCGUCAUAGAGGUUGACGGUGUGAAUACUCAAUCCUUGACAGUUGACUCCAUCCAGAUAUUCGCUGGACAGCGAUAUUCGUUUGUGAUGCAAGCAAACCAGCCUGUGGGUAACUACUGGAUCCGCGCUAAGCCUAAUAUUGGUAACACAACCUUCCUCGGCGGCUUGAACUCUGCCAUCUUGCGUUACCUUGGAGCGCCAGACGCAGAGCCAACUACGGUUCAGACGCCCAGUAAUACUCCUCUUAUUGAAUCUAACCUUCGUCCCUUGGUCUAUACUCCCGUGCCGGGCAAAGCAGUUCCUGGAGGCGCAGACAUCGUCAAGAACCUUGCACUGGGAUUCACCGCCGGUCGAUUCACUAUCAAUGGAGCGUCAUUCACACCGCCAACCGUUCCUGUGUUACUUCAGAUAUUGAGUGGUGCCCAUACUGCCCAAGACCUUCUUCCUGCUGGGAGUGUAAUUGAACUCGAGCAAGAUAAGGUUGUGGAGAUAUCCUUCCCGCCUGGAAACGCAGUAGGAGGUCCUCAUCCGUUCCAUUUACACGGGCACAACUUCUGGGUUGUCCGCAGCGCCGGAACAGACAAGUACAAUUUCAACGAUGCGCCGAUCCGGGACGUUGUCAGUAUCGGUGGUGCAGGUGAUCAAGUAACCAUCCGUUUCGUGACCGAUAAUCCGGGACCCUGGUUCCUUCAUUGUCACAUUGACUGGCAUCUUGAAGCAGGAUUUGCCGUCGUACUUGCCGAGGGGAUCAAUAACACUGCAGCUGCAAACCCAGUCCCUCCGGCAUGGGACCAGCUGUGCCCCAAAUAUGACGCGCUAGGUCCCGGAGAUAAGUAGAUGGCCUCAGUUUGGCCCCUGCAUCCACAUAUUUUCCCUCGAAGUCAGCUAAAGAUAUAUUCGGUGGUUCUAUUGUCACUUCUCAUUUAUUCAAGGCCUUUAUGCCAUGCUGUAGUCUUGUGAUCACCCUGUCAUAAUAUAGUGAACUUGAAGGUCUGUGGCAUGCGAUUGAGCCGAAUAAGUACUGUGUGAGGAA
Molecule: messenger RNA, 1875 nt
Organism: Somion occarium
Lineage: Eukaryota; Fungi; Basidiomycota; Agaricomycetes; Polyporales; Cerrenaceae
Source: the annotation of a GenBank genome assembly